Molecule: messenger RNA, 2348 nt
Organism: Linum trigynum
Lineage: Eukaryota; Viridiplantae; Streptophyta; Magnoliopsida; Malpighiales; Linaceae
Source: the annotation of a GenBank genome assembly
GUAUCCAGUGGGUGAAGUUCGGGUUCGGGUCAGAUCCACCGUUUUCUUAUCUGAAAUUCUGAAAUGGGGGAAAAUAUCUCUUCCCUUUUCGUGUAAUCGUUAACUGGCCAUGAUGACGGCAGGGUACACCGCUCUGGCUAUUGCCGGCGUCGGUGUUGGGAUUCCUUUCUCCGGUGAGUUAAAUCAACAACCGGGUAGUACAAAGUCGAAGCUAUUCAGCCGUGUAACAAGUCGUCCUUCAGCUUUUUGGUUCGCUCGUCAUCAAUUUGUGAGGCAGAAGAAAUGCUUCUCGCUACCAAACAACAACUCGAAUUUGAAACGGAGUUUCGCCCUUCGGAAAGACGCCGACGACAACUUCUUGAAGAAUGCGGAAGACGUCGGCGAAGCGUUCGACGAUUUGUUCAACAAAUACGGGAAAGUGGUGUUCAGAAGGAACGAGCAGAGGCCUUCAAUCGCCGAGGUUGAUGACGAUGCUGAAACCUUGUCAUUUGCGGUGGCGGUGGCCAAAGUUGCGAGUGAUGUGAAAGCUGGCGACAUAAAGGUCCUGUUUGUGAAGCCUCUGGUGUACUGGACUCGCUUCUUCAUAAUCGCCACAGCAUUUUCCCGGCCCCAGAUUGAUGCAAUUGCGUCAAGGAUAAGAGAUCUUGGUGAGAAGCAGUAUGGGAAAGUUCCAUCUGGAGACACAAAACCAAACUCAUGGACCCUUUUGGACUUCGGUGACGUAGUGGUGCACAUAUUUCUUCCCGAGCAGAGGGAUUACUACAACUUGGAGGAGUUCUAUGGUAAUGCGAAAUCGAUUGAUCUCCCCUUCGAGAAUCAGCCUCCUCCAUUCCGCGGCUGACAAUGAAUAGCAAGUGUAUUGAACUCAAGCUUGAGUUGUAUGCCAUUCGUGAGCUAGAGCGAGCUUCUUUCGAAGGCUUGCAGAGGCUCAAACAGCCAAAGACUGGAAAGUUUACAGGGCGAGAAUGGUUAUAGGACGGGGAUUGCCUUUUUUGGCCAUGGUGCCGGUACCAUUGUAAUGGGUUAGUGUUAGAUCGCUGGUGUAGUUGAUGCUGUCAUUUGGCGUUGGGAGUGUAACCUGUUUUUGGCCAUGGUGUCGGUGAUAUUGUAAUGGGUUAUUGUUAGAUCACUGGUGUAGUUGAAUAGAAGUAUAGAACACCGCUGGACCACUGUAAUGGGUUUCUGAAGUAGUUGCAGUAUACCGAUUGUAAACAAAACACUCUUAAUCAAGAAGCUAUUUCAGACUUCUAAAACCCAUUGCAUAGUACAUUUCUCACGGUUACAGAUGAUCCUUUCUCGUCUUUUUUCUUGUUCUUUGUACCUUAACUUACACAUUUCAUACAUGUCAAAGAUCGAAUAGAGCAUGGCUGGACCAGCAGUUUGCACCUGGUAACUCCUUAUCACCGGAAUGUGCGACUGAGGGGACUAAGGGACGAUGGGCCCUAAGCGGAGACUUUGAUUGAUGAGUACUACAUUCCGGCGGAACACUUCUUAUGGGCAUCGAUGAAGUUGCAGUAAGAGAGGAGCCAGGAUCAAAGCACACCAACCAAUGCAACAUUACCGCUGCAAGCGUAUCUCCUUGUGUCAUGACUCAUGAGGCGAACUGACAAUGAGGCCUUUCACCUAAGAAGAAGCUUCAUGGCCUGUGCAGUGUUCAGGAUUGAUUUUGAACCAAAAUUUCCAGCAGAAGCUUUCAGACAUACAUCUCAAAGGCUAGUUCCUGGGCAGCACAUGAACACAUUGUCAUCAUAGUAGCAUAAAAGCAAAGAUGCACGGACAUAGUAGCACAUGAACACAUAUCAAGUGAUAGAAUUUAAAUACGGAGACAUACAGCUACAGAAUCUCUGAGUGCUGACUGCCACCUGUUUACACCUAUAAUAAUUUUGGUCCAAAUUAAAUGCCGCAUGAAUUAGUUUCGGUAUUUGAUUCGAUGUCGUAUGACAAAAAACAGUGUCGUUUGGUGUUGAGCGGCAUCGCGGAGAGUCUAAACGGUGCCGCAAGGAGGCUCAGCGGAACCGUAGCACUGGAAACGACACCGUUUACCGGGAAGCAAGAUGUGGGCCGCGCGUUUGGUAUUGGUGUUGGGAAAGGAGUUUUGAUUAUUAUUAUUAAUUAUUAUCUUUAUUCCUUGUCGGAAGGGGAAAAUCGGUACCGCAUGGAGACAAGCGGUAUCGCGGAGAGUUAAAACGGUACCGCGGAUUUAAAAACGAUGCCGCGAGAGCCUGAUAAGCGGUACCGAUUAAUUAAACCAAAAUUCGCCUAGUCCAAUGCGAGCGCCGAUUGGCGGCGGUUUCAUGGAAUUUUUUGGCUAUGUUAGCGGUGUCGUUUAAUUAAAAAUGGUACCGCGA